Drosophila obscura is the source of this 422-nucleotide messenger RNA. Its product is annotated as chymotrypsin inhibitor SCI-III. Gene Ontology annotation, molecular function: serine-type endopeptidase inhibitor activity. NCBI's taxonomy places the organism in Eukaryota, Metazoa, Arthropoda, Insecta, Diptera, Drosophilidae. The transcript has 2 exons. Bases 85 to 357 code for a protein of 90 amino acids. The record is from RefSeq and is a predicted model, not a curated record.
AGCCCCGGCUCAGUGAGUUGUUAGCCAAAGAACGUGACGGUUGACUGAAUGAGUGGCUGAGAGUGGAUUCCAAAAACAGAUGACAUGAUGGAUGCUCGCUGGCUCCUCGUGGGUCUGGGGUACUACUGGCUACUGCUGCAAGCGAUCUUCCCACUGCCACAGACAGAUGCAGCCUCCAAGCGAGUGAAAUUGUGCCUGCAGCCAACGAUCAGCGGAAGGUGCUUUGGCUAUGUGGAGAGCUAUGCGUACAAUCCCCUGAAGCGACACUGCGAGCCCUUCAUCUACGGCGGAUGUGGCGGCAACGACAAUCGCUUCACCAACAAGGCCGAGUGCGAAUUUAGCUGCCGUGAUAUUUGAAUUGAGAGUACGAGUAGCUAGUAUUUAUAACAACGCAAACAAACAGAGAUUUGUUUCAAAAAGAA